AGCAGACAAAAAUGGAGGAGAGAGGAUAAAUUUUUCCGCCAGGACCGCGACGACGACGACGACCAGAGGAGGACGAAGCCUAUAGCUCCAAGCUUCGGCCCACGCCCCGCCCCUUCCCCCGCCCUGCCCGGUACGUGCGUCCCUUCCCUUCCCUUCCUUGCUCCAGGAUCGGGUCGGGGGGCGGCGCCGUUCGCCGCAGGGUUCGCCGGCUCGAUUGAAACCGGCUGCGAGCUUCCGGGCUGCUCCCGUCGGCGUGUUCGUGCCGGGUAUCGGAUUCUCGUAGCCACGUACACUAAAAGUCACCUGAAGGUGGUGUAGGGGGGAAACACAUCGGUUCAGAGUGUGUGAGAAAGAUAUAGAGCAUUCUGUCGGAAACUGCUGCAUACCAAGGAAAAUGUCAAGCUAAGGUGCUGGGUUGCUUUCCAGUCUACAGCCGCUCCUGUUGAAUCGCAGUGUGAAGGUGCACCAGAUUAGCAUCCUUUACUGAUGGAUCACCCUGGAAAUGUCACUCGUCAUGAUCACACAAUCGACAUACCAAGGAAUGAUCUGAUGUCGCCGUCAACAUCCCGUCCGGACAGUCAUAAUCAGUUGGAUGAAUUGAACCGCAACAGAGGUCCUUCAAAUGAAGUUCCUCCUGUCCCAGAAAGUUCUGGCACAACCGGUAUGCCUGACUUUCAAAGCGCAUCUUUCGUGAGAAGGGAUCAAGUCAAUCGUCAGCAGAAUCCUCUGAAUUCUGGCUUAUGGAUCUCAAUCGAGCUUAUUGUAAAUGUUAGUCAGAUUAUAGCAGCUGUUACUGUCCUAUCGGUAUCAAGGAAUGAGCAUCCACGGGCUCCACUAUUUGAGUGGGUUGUUGGCUAUAUAAUAGGCUGUGUUGCUACAAUUCCACAUCUUUAUUGGCGCUAUCUCCAUCGCAAUUGCCAGAAUAUCGAGCAAGAACCAUCAGCGCAGGGUUCAUCUCAAAGGAACAUAUCCGAGUCUGAUUCUUUUGCAGCAAUUUCAUCUGCUCAUGCGUCGGAAGCUGUAAACGAAGAUAACAAUACUGGAGUCCCAAGAAACAAUUUCCCGAUUGCAAGUCCAAGGGUCUACGCAUUGGUUGCGUGCUUGAAGUUGGCCUUGGAUUGUUUCUUCGCCGUGUGGUUUGUUGUGGGGAAUGUGUGGAUAUUCGGCGGCCGCUCUUCUGUCCACGACGCUCCUAACUUGUACAGGCUGUGUAUAGUGUUCCUUGCAUUCGGCUUCAUCGGCUAUGCACUGCCUUUCAUCCUGUGCACGAUGAUAUGCUGUUGCCUGCCCUGCAUAAUCUCCAUGGUAGGCUUCCACGAGGAUCUGGAUAUGAACAAAGGCGCUACCGCGGAAGUAAUCAACACGCUGGUGGCCUACAAGUACAAGUCGAUGAGGAUCCGCGAUGGAGGAGAAGUGGGGGAAGACAAUGGCGGGGUCCUGGCAUCUGGAACCGACAAGGAGCGGACUAUUUCCGCGGAAGACGCCGUUUGCUGCAUCUGUUUGUCAAGGUUCUCGAACAACGAAGAUCUGCGAGAGCUUCCCUGCGGGCACGUCUUCCACAUGGAAUGCAUCGACAAAUGGCUCAAGAUCAACGCGCUGUGCCCUCUCUGCAAGUCCGAGCUGGGCGGCUCAACGGCAGCAUCUCCCGAGGCUGGCCCCGAGGGCCAACACCAACAGAAUGGGAACAGGGAAGGAGGCGAUGUCGAGUCACAGCGGUAGCUGUUCUUCUGCUUGGUCCCAUGAGCAUGGGCAUGAGGAUGGAUGGAACACGCCCUUUCGGUGUGGUGCACACUGACCAACUCCUGAUUUUACGUGACAAAGCUAUAAGUAGGACGCAAGUCCAUUUCUCCCAUUCUGGCGGAAUUGUCUCGCAUAUAUUGUAAAUACCCACACCUGCUUAGCUAGUGAUCAUACUCAGUAUUUGUCAAAUGUGGCAUUCACCGGAAGCAGUGGUUGGAGCACUGGAAUUGUCUCCAAAUCAUGCAGAAAUUGAACUGUUUCAUGUGAAAUUCCAAAGCAGAAAGCUCAUGACCCUGUAACUAAUUAA
Molecule: messenger RNA, 2047 nt
Organism: Aegilops tauschii subsp. strangulata
Lineage: Eukaryota; Viridiplantae; Streptophyta; Magnoliopsida; Poales; Poaceae
Product: E3 ubiquitin-protein ligase At1g12760
Source: RefSeq, a predicted model, not a curated record